AUGAAGAACAUUUAGAGAAGUAAAAAGGAGGAUUAAAAAAAUGGAGAAGAGAAUUUCGAUAUCAAUGUUGUAUAGAUUAAACUAAAUUUGAUCUAUUCGGAUUAGCUUAUGGGAUCAAUUGAAAAAACAAGUAGAAUUCAGAUGUCAUUGGAAAAGAGUUGA
This is a messenger RNA of Paramecium tetraurelia, 162 nucleotides long. RefSeq lists its product as uncharacterized. The record is from RefSeq and is a predicted model, not a curated record. Lineage: Eukaryota; Ciliophora; Oligohymenophorea; Peniculida; Parameciidae. The transcript has a single exon.